CCAGGUUCCGGGUACAAUCCCAGGUUCGCCUCGACUUUGAAACUACAUGUUUAUCAUACAAUAAUGGACUCUGAAGAUAUCCCAGAGCCACGUUUUGAAUUGUACCAAACAAAGCCAAUGCUUUAUCGUGAUCACAAUUUGCAGACUUUACCACUUGAUUACUCUGGGAAUCAGCUUGAACUUGAAGAAUGUAAGAUUCGAGUAGUUCAAAGUACUCAAAUGCAAAAUAAGCCGGUAUCCUUAUGGACAAAGGAUGAAGUGUGUGAGUGGCUAAGAAGCCAAUAUCCACAACAAAGCUCUAUUUUUAUAGAAGCAAUAUCUGAGCAUGCAGUCUCAGGACGUGCUUUGUUGAGACUCACUGCUGCAAAGUUGAAACAAAUGGGCAUUGCUCAGGAGAGCCAUCGUCAAUCGUUGCUGAAGGAAAUACUGCAGCUACAUAUACAAGAUGAUGUGGAAAGUCUUAUUUCUGCCUUUGCAGAAUGUCAGUGAAAUGAUGUCACCUGCCCCGAGAGCUGACGCAGCUGUCUGAUCAGCAUCUGAUCCACGGAAAACGACUGGCCCGGAUGGAGUCCCUAGCUGUGCACUCAGAUCCUACACAUACCAGCUAGUGGGAGUAUUCACUGACAUAGUUAACCUUUCCUUACUAUGAUCCGAUGUCCCCACCUGCUUCAAGAAGACCACCAUCAUCCUGAUGCCAAAGAAAACUUAGUGUGUUUCAAUGACUACUGUCCAAUGGCUCUGAUCUCAAUAAUUAUGAAGUGCUUCAAGAGGUUAGUUAUGUUUCACAUCAAUUCUAGCCUUCCAGCCUGCCUUGAUCUCUUGCAACUCAACUCCUGUCACAACAGGUCCAUGGCAGAUUCCAUCACCUUGGUCCUACACUCAUUCUUGGAACAUCCCAUAACAAGGAUACUUACAUUAGGCUCCUAUUCACUGACUACAGCUUCACCUUCAACACCAUAAUUCCAACCAAACUAAUCUCGAAACUCCAGGACCGAGGUUUCUGCUCCACCCUCUGCAUCUGGAUCCUCAAUUUCUUGACCCACAGACUGCAAUCAGUGAGAAUAGGCACCACUUCUUCCACAAUAUUCCUCAAUACUGGCACCCUGCAAAAUUGCUUACUUGGCCCCUUACUAUACUCCCUAUACACUCAUGACUGUACAGCCAAGUUUCACCCUAACUCUCCCUAGAAAUUAGCUGAUGACACCACUGUCGUAGACUGGAUCUCAAACAAAAACAAGACAGAAUACAGGAAAAGGUCGAGUACUUAGUGUCAUGGAGUAACGAUAAUGAGCUGUCCCUAAACAUCAGCAAAAUGAAAGUGCUGGUCAUUGACUUCCAGAAGCAAGGUGGAGAGAACACUCCUGUCUACGUCAAUGAUGUUGAGAUGGAGAUGACUGAGAGCGUCAAGUUUCUGGGAGCAAUGAUCAUCAACAAUCUGUCCUGGUCCACCAAUAUUGAUGUUAUAAUUAUGAAAGCACAGCACCGUGUCUACUUCCUCAGGAGGCUAAGGACAUUCAGCAAAUCCUUAAAGACUCUUAGAUCCACCCUAGAAAGCAUUCUCUUGGCAUGCAUCACGGCUUCAUAUGGCAGCUGCUCUGCCUGGAACUGUAAGAAACUACAGAGAGUUAUAAACACAGCCCAGUCCAUCAUACUAGCUAACCUUCCAUCCAUUGACUCCAUCUAUACUUCUCUCUGUCUCAGGAAGGCACCAACAUAAAGACCACUCCCACACCGAUUAUUAUUUUUUUCCAAACUCUUCAGUUGGGCGGAUGACACAAAAGCUUAAACACGUAUUAACAGUUUCAAGAACAGCUUCAUCCCUGCUGGUGUUAGACUUCUGAAUGGACCUCAAAUUUUAAAUGUAAUGUUGAUCUUGCUCUUUACGCACCUGCUCUAUAACCGUAAAAUUGUAAUCCUUGCUCUUUUCGAUUACUAUCAGGUACUUUUGUAUGGUGUGAUCUGCCUGUACUACACAAAACAAAACUUUUCACUGGACGUAGGUAGUUGUGACAAUAAUAAAUUGUAUCAAAUCAAAA
This is a messenger RNA of Hemiscyllium ocellatum (epaulette shark), 2036 nucleotides long. Its product is annotated as sterile alpha motif domain-containing protein 12-like. The record is from RefSeq and is a predicted model, not a curated record. Bases 64 to 489 code for a protein of 141 amino acids. Gene Ontology annotation, cellular component: cytoplasmic side of plasma membrane. The transcript has 5 exons. Gene Ontology annotation, biological process: cell surface receptor protein tyrosine kinase signaling pathway. Gene Ontology annotation, molecular function: protein binding. Lineage: Eukaryota; Metazoa; Chordata; Chondrichthyes; Orectolobiformes; Hemiscylliidae.